GAAGAAGUCUAAAGGAGAGCUCCAGGGUAAAAUGCAUGGACCUGCUCUCCUAGGUGCCUCUAUCAGUCACCAGGACGUUGCUUUUCAGACUCUCAGACUAUUGUUGCAACAGAGGGGGUUAAACAAUGAGACCUCUUCAAAAGAAGGACCCCUUCAUAAUGGUUUGGAACUGCAUACACAGGACUCGCAUGAUACUGGGGAUUCACCUAAUACUAGAAGCUGUGAAAGUAGCAGGGAUGUUAUACCAUCUUCUGGAACAAGAUUGAAUUAUUUAUGUCCUACACUGAAAACGGAUUGUAACCCCCAGAGAGGUACAGGCUCAGCAAGCUCCUCCAAAAAACGGUAUACACUGGCAGAGAUUGCAUCAAGGAACCGGCUGUGCAGAGUUGUUAAUGCCACGGCAGAAAUUCUAGUAGUGGAACAGAACCUGCUGAACAAUCUACCGAUGGAAAACACAUUUAUCAUACAGCUUAAAGACAGCAUUGAAUUCAGGAAUAUCUGCACGCAUAUGGCUCUACAGGUUGAAGGCAGGCAAUUUGACCAGGAUGUGAUUGCAGCACAACAGUGUUUAAGAACUAUUGUCACUAAUUUGAUCCAGUCCCUAUCAGUUUAUCCUCAUCAUUUUCAUGAAGCAGCCAGUGCUGAUCUUAAUCACAUAUUGCAAAAGAUCUCUGAGAACUAAAGUUCUUUGCCAUUGGAUAUUUUCAAUGAUUGUUUUUUUUCCAUUUAUGUUUUUUAUUUAAUGUGUGGUUUAUUUUGUAAACUUUAUAUAAUUUUAAUGCAAAAAAAAUAAAUUAUUAUGUAAA
Molecule: messenger RNA, 806 nt
Organism: Bombina bombina (fire-bellied toad)
Lineage: Eukaryota; Metazoa; Chordata; Amphibia; Anura; Bombinatoridae
Gene: DLEU7
Product: deleted in lymphocytic leukemia 7
Exons: 2
Coding region: 32-682 (216 amino acids)
Source: RefSeq, a predicted model, not a curated record